CCGCGACCUCAUCAUCUAUCCGUACCCUCCACCCUCUGCUACCCAACCCUUCCAGCAUGACCGACGCAUCUGCGCACCAACGAGAGCUGCGACGUCUGCAGGAACAGACCGCAGAAAUUCAUGCCCAGCUGACGACCUCCGAAAGAGAGUGGGCGCGCAAGCAGCCCUUCUUGGAGUCGCGUGGGUAUUUGCUCCGUUCGAGGUAUCGUCCAGGCUGGAUCCCCUCCUGGCGGAAGCCCAACUUUGUCGGCCGCAAGAAUCGAUGCGAGGACUGGGAUGCUUCACCUCUUGCUCCACUGAUUGAUGCGACGCGUCUGAGCGAUGGCCAGUUGGUGUACGUGAAACGAGUCACCACGGGUGACGAAGAGUCGCGGAUUGUAUCCAUGUUUUCCGCUCCUCCUCUUUCGUCGGAUCCGCGAAACCAUUGUGUUCCUGUCCUCGACCUGUUCCAAGAUGACGAAGAUCCGACCGUGUCCUACCUUGUCAUGCCGUUCUUGCGACUUAUGGACGAUCCACCAUUUCAAGUCAUCGAUAACAUUGUUGAUUUUGUUGACCAAAUACUAGAGGGUCUCGUCUUCAUACAUGAACACGGCGUCGCACAUAGAGACUGUGCCCUCAACAAUCUCAUGAUGGAUGCGCGUCCACUGUUUCCUCGUGGAUUCCAUCCCCUCCAGUUGCUAUCGCUUCCAGACCUGAGCGACCGCGCCCCUAUGCGUUCUCGCACUGAGGCUGCGGUCAAAUACUACUACAUCGAUUUUGGAAUCUCCGUGCACAUCCCCCCAAAUGUCCAUCCCAAGCUCAUCGUAGGCGAACUCGGUCGCGACCAAGAAGUUCCGGAACUCUCGUCCAAUGUACCGUACGAUCCAUUCAAAGUCGACAUCUUCAUCAUCGGCAACGUCCUCUUCACGGAGUUCUACGAUAAAUACUCCAACGUCGGCUUCCUCAGGCCAUUGAUCCUGUCUAUGACUGAACUCGACCCUCGCCGGAGGCCAGACGCUCCUGAGGCUCUCCGCCAGUGGCUCGAGGUCCGGAGACGCAUCCCGUCUCUGCAGCGCAUUGCCCGUCUGCGGGACAGGAAGGAGGUCUGGGCACAGAGUGCCCUGCUAGAUGUAUUCUCAUUUGUCAAGAUUUGCGUCAUGAUCUCGCGUCGUUGCUGGGAGCGUCUGAAGAUGAUGUUGAAUGCCUUGCGUUGGCUCGUCUGCUCUAAUUAGUGUCUUGCUUCUCUUUUUGCUUCAUUUUUGGAGUAUCUGUGUGUACUUAUUGGCUAUUGCUGCAUGCUAUACUGCCACGAGUUUAGUUUCCAUAUGAACCCAUAUUCGGGGGAAAUCGUGAUUUUA
Molecule: messenger RNA, 1337 nt
Organism: Phanerochaete carnosa HHB-10118-sp
Lineage: Eukaryota; Fungi; Basidiomycota; Agaricomycetes; Polyporales; Phanerochaetaceae
Exons: 5
Coding region: 57-1211 (384 amino acids)
Biological process (GO): protein phosphorylation
Molecular function (GO): protein kinase activity; ATP binding
Source: RefSeq, a predicted model, not a curated record